Molecule: messenger RNA, 508 nt
Organism: Amyelois transitella
Lineage: Eukaryota; Metazoa; Arthropoda; Insecta; Lepidoptera; Pyralidae
Exons: 5
Coding region: 29-508 (159 amino acids)
Source: RefSeq, a predicted model, not a curated record
UCUAGUUUUGUUUUUGUGUUGAAAAUGGAUGAUUUGUCGAGGGAAAUUAGAGAUGUCCAUAUUCAUGAGGCCUAGACGUCACAUCAGGCGCGGUACCCUGCUGAGUUCGCUAAUGUUCUCCACGCAGAUGGUGAAUGACGUCACUGGAGAAAUGUACACGGACCAUUACGACUGGCAGAGGUCGUUCCUGGGGCAUAACUUCAGCGUCAGUCGGCCACUCCAAGAUGGCCAGACGACCAGUUUGGUGCACCUGGUGAGGUCCUGGCUGGGGACCCAUGAGGAAGCUCAAGUAAUGCUGGGCAGCGUGUUGGUUGUGGUGGGACUGUGGUGGCUGGUGCGAGCUGUAUUGUCUCUGGUUAUCCACCUCGUCUGCCCAUUGCUGGUCGUCCUGCUAGCCGUGAUUUGCGUGCCCCAACUCCGAGAGCCACUCUUGGGUCAGAACUACCCAGCCUUGGCCAACCUGCUGAGGUCCAUAUUGCUGAAGCUGGCGGAGAAUCUCAAGGCGUGA